AUGGCUGAAGAAGUUUAUGAUUUCAUUAUUGUCGGUGCCGGUCCAGCAGGAUGCACCCUCGCCUCAUCCCUAGCACGAACAAUUGCCAAACCGCGAAUCCUCCUCCUUGAAGCGGGCAGCAAAAAUGACGACAAAUCGCACCGCGUCGUCGGAAAGCGAUGGAUGACUUUCCAAGAAGAAUCUAUGAAUUGGGGAUACAAAACUACGCCCCAGGAUGGGUGUGAUGGGCGUGUUCUGGAUUAUUCCCGUGGUAAGGGGUUGGGUGGUGGGUCUGCGAUUAACUUCGGGAUUUAUACCGUUGGUGCGAGAGAUGAUUAUGAGUCUUGGGCGGAGAUUGUGGGGGAUGAGGGGUUUGGGUGGGAUCAGAUGCAGAGGCGUUUUAAGAGUCUUGAGACGUUUGGGUUGGGGGGUUGUGGGAGUGAAGAGGGGAGCAAGUAUGGGAAUCCUACUGCUGGGGAUCAUGGCCAUGAGGGUGCGUUGAAGGUGGGGUUUGCGAAAGAGUGGGAGAUGGAUUUGAGACCUUUGAUGGAUUGUUUUGAGGAGGCGGGGCUGGAGAGAAAUUUGGAUCAUAAUUCUGGGGAUCCGCUUGGUAUGGGAUUGUGUGUUCAUUCUGCUGGGGAUGGAGUGAGGAGUACGGCGAAGGAUCUGCUGAUUGAUGGACCGGGGAAUUUGGUUGUUAUUACGGAUACUCCCGUGCAGAGGAUUCUGUUUGACGGAAAGAGGGCUGUAGGUGUUGAGACGAGAGGAAAUAAAUUCCUUGCCUCAAAAGAAGUCAUCCUAUGCGCCGGAUCUCUUGACUCUCCCAAAAUUCUCAUGCAUUCAGGCAUUGGCCCAGCAUCGGAACUAAACAAAUUCAACAUCCCAAUCGUCCACGACAUACCUGCCAUCGGUCAAGGACUAAAAGACCACUUCUUCGCACCGCUCUUGCUCUCACGAAGCCCAGAGACAAACGACCGCAACGCCUUCUUCAAGAGUGAAGCUGCCAUGACCGACGCCAUGACUCAAUGGGAAGAAGAUGGGACUGGCCCUUGGUCAAAAUACGGAUGCCAGCUUACGAUAGGCUGGUUCAAAUCCGACACCAUAACCUCGACCGAAGAAUUCAAAGCACUGCCCAAAUCCACACGAGAAUUCAUGAACCGUGAAACUAUCCCUCACUACGAGGUCGUCGCGGGAUUCCCCAUCCAUCUCCUGUUUCCGGGGAUGUUGUCGGAUUAUAGCUACACCUGUCUAGCCGUUUUCCUAAUGAACGAACAAUCAGUCGGCGAGGUCCGACUUCAAUCGUCGAACCCGGAUGACCCACUCCUCUUUGACCCAAAGAUUCUAUCGCACCCCUUCGACCAGCGAGCCGUGAUUGAUAUGUAUCGCCAUCUACUGGAGAUUUCAAAGCAUCCUUCUUUCGCCAAGGAUAGUCUGGCUACUAUUUUGGGACCCAAGUCCGAGUCCGAUGACGAUAUUUUGCAAUUUUGGAAGGACAAUAUUUCUUCUUCGUGGCACAUGAUGGGAACGGUUAAGAUGGGAAGGAUUGGGGAUCGUGACGUUGCGGUUGACAGUGGGUUCCGUGUUUUCGGGGUUGAAGGUUUACGCGUGGCUGAUAUGAGUGUCGUGCCUGUUCUUACCAACAAUCAUACACAGGCCACGGCGUAUGUUACUGGUGCGACUUGUGCGGACGUUUUGAUUAGGGAAUAUGAAUUGGAUCAGUGA
This is a messenger RNA of Penicillium cosmopolitanum, 1701 nucleotides long. Its product is annotated as GMC family oxidoreductase. NCBI's taxonomy places the organism in Eukaryota, Fungi, Ascomycota, Eurotiomycetes, Eurotiales, Aspergillaceae. The transcript is spliced from 3 exons. Gene Ontology annotation, molecular function: oxidoreductase activity, acting on CH-OH group of donors; flavin adenine dinucleotide binding. The coding region runs from base 1 to 1701 and encodes 566 amino acids. The record is from RefSeq and is a predicted model, not a curated record.